This is a messenger RNA of Homo sapiens (human), 4824 nucleotides long. It is a transcript of the gene USP30, whose product is annotated as ubiquitin specific peptidase 30. The record is from RefSeq and is a predicted model, not a curated record. Gene Ontology annotation, biological process: negative regulation of mitophagy; protein deubiquitination; mitochondrial fusion. Lineage: Eukaryota; Metazoa; Chordata; Mammalia; Primates; Hominidae. Gene Ontology annotation, molecular function: cysteine-type deubiquitinase activity. Gene Ontology annotation, cellular component: mitochondrion; mitochondrial outer membrane. Bases 1257 to 2732 code for a protein of 491 amino acids. The transcript has 13 exons.
GCUGCCGAAGAGGCCGGGACCAGGGUCCCCAGCUUGGGCCCGUGACGGCUUUUUCAUGCCCUAGUUGGGGUCUCCAGGGCCCGCGCGGGCAUUCUGGAAGGUUCUGCGUCCUUUAGGGUUGGAGGCCUGGGCCCGUAGGUGGGAGGACUGACGGGCUCCAGUCCUUCGGCAACACCAAUUCUGUCUGCACUCCCCAGGUCUGUCAGUCCCUCCCCCUCCUGUCAUUGUUCCCAGGACACCCGGGGCACUCCAGUCUUGUCAAGGCCCCUAAUUCUGUCAGUGCCCUCAGUCCUUUCAGUGCCUCCUAGGCCUGCCAAGACCCCUCAAUCCUUCUAGUAUACCCCCAGUCCUUCUGGGUCCCCCAAUCAUAUCAGUUUCUGGACUGCCAGGGUUCCCCAACCUUGGCACGGUUCUUCUAGUCCUAUAAGUGCCCCGGGCCUGCGAGCCCCGCGUUUUGUUAGUACCGCCCCCUAUUCCUGUUAGCCCGCCCUCUAGUCUAAUAUGGAUCGCCACUUCUGUCUGGGUCCCUGAUGUUGUUAGUGUGAGUAAAGGCCCUUGUUUUGCAAGGGUCUCUAAAUUGGUCAGGGCCCCUUUAACCUGUUAAGGUUGCUUGGUCCUGUUAAAGCCCUCCGUUCUUGUUAGGACUCCUCGAUUGCCUGGGUCCCCAAUCCUGUCAGGGCCCCCAUUUCCCUCUUAUUCACCCUCCCAAGGGCUCCAGGCUUCAGAACUGAGUACCCCCUCCCCCACUGCUGACCCCAAAUGACUGAGACCUGUUGCUCAGGUCGGCUUCCUCUGGAACUGGAGCAGGUUUAAAGAGCUUAUUAUCCCAGGGCUGAAAGUCCUCGAUACUUAUCCUGUCCAGUGCCCCCAUUCCGUAGAUAGGAAGUGUGGCCCCAUAGCUGACCUCAUAGCAGAGUUGGGAGGAGAAGCCAGAUCUUUUCAUCCGCAGGCCCCACCACUCUCCUCGUGAUGUCAUUUUGCAGAGGAAUGGAGUUUCCAAAGUCGCCACUUGUCCCUGGGUAUUUUUUCCUUAUGCUGCCAAAGUCAUGGACAAGUCCUCUCUCCCAUCCCCUUGACACUCUUCCCUUCAGUUUCCAUCUUGAACUUCGUGGUUUUAAGCACAGACCUGGGGAGACAGACAGGCAUGAUUCAGAGCCAUGUUCCUUCACUCACUGUGACCAAGUUGGGCUCUUAGUUUCUUCUGCUAUAAAAAUGAAAGUGAUAGUAGAACCUGCAUCUGUGGGGUUGUUUUAAAAAUGAGAUAUAAAGUCAUGAAGAACUGGGGAGUUAUAGGUGGAAUUGCUGCUGCUCUUGCAGCAGGAAUAUAUGUUAUUUGGGGUCCCAUUACAGAAAGAAAGAAGCGUAGAAAAGGGCUUGUGCCUGGCCUUGUUAAUUUAGGGAACACCUGCUUCAUGAACUCCCUGCUACAAGGCCUGUCUGCCUGUCCUGCUUUCAUCAGGUGGCUGGAAGAGUUCACCUCCCAGUACUCCAGGGAUCAGAAGGAGCCCCCCUCACACCAGUAUUUAUCCUUAACACUCUUGCACCUUCUGAAAGCCUUGUCCUGCCAAGAAGUUACUGAUGAUGAGGUCUUAGAUGCAAGCUGCUUGUUGGAUGUCUUAAGAAUGUACAGAUGGCAGAUCUCAUCAUUUGAAGAACAGGAUGCUCACGAAUUAUUCCAUGUCAUUACCUCGUCAUUGGAAGAUGAGCGAGACCGCCAGCCUCGGGUCACACAUUUGUUUGAUGUGCAUUCCCUGGAGCAGCAGUCAGAAAUAACUCCCAAACAAAUUACCUGCCGCACAAGAGGGUCACCUCACCCUACAUCCAAUCACUGGAAGUCUCAACAUCCUUUUCAUGGAAGACUCACUAGUAAUAUGGUCUGCAAACACUGUGAACACCAGAGUCCUGUUCGAUUUGAUACCUUUGAUAGCCUUUCACUAAGUAUUCCAGCCGCCACAUGGGGUCACCCAUUGACCCUGGACCACUGCCUUCACCACUUCAUCUCAUCAGAAUCAGUGCGGGAUGUUGUGUGUGACAACUGUACAAAGAUUGAAGCCAAGGGAACGUUGAACGGGGAAAAGGUGGAACACCAGAGGACCACUUUUGUUAAACAGUUAAAACUAGGGAAGCUCCCUCAGUGUCUCUGCAUCCACCUACAGCGGCUGAGCUGGUCCAGCCACGGCACGCCUCUGAAGCGGCAUGAGCACGUGCAGUUCAAUGAGUUCCUGAUGAUGGACAUUUACAAGUACCACCUCCUUGGACAUAAACCUAGUCAACACAACCCUAAACUGAACAAGAACCCAGGGCCUACACUGGAGCUGCAGGAUGGGCCGGGAGCCCCCACACCAGUUCUGAAUCAGCCAGGGGCCCCCAAAACACAGAUUUUUAUGAAUGGCGCCUGCUCCCCAUCUUUAUUGCCAACGCUGUCAGCGCCGAUGCCCUUCCCUCUCCCAGUUGUUCCCGACUACAGCUCCUCCACAUACCUCUUCCGGCUGAUGGCAGUUGUCGUCCACCAUGGAGACAUGCACUCUGGACACUUUGUCACUUACCGACGGUCCCCACCUUCUGCCAGGAACCCUCUCUCAACUAGCAAUCAGUGGCUGUGGGUCUCCGAUGACACUGUCCGCAAGGCCAGCCUGCAGGAGGUCCUGUCCUCCAGCGCCUACCUGCUGUUCUACGAGCGCGUCCUUUCCAGGAUGCAGCACCAGAGCCAGGAGUGCAAGUCUGAAGAAUGACUGUGCCCUCCUGCAAGGCUAGAGCUGAUGGCACUGUCUGCACUGUCCAGGAAAAAAGUAAAACUGUACUGUUGCGUGUGCAAGCGGCCCCACUAGAGCCUUCCAGCCUUCUGGUGUGUUCUAAGAGCAGGCUCCACCUGGGAGCCAGCCCCAGUUCACACCAAACCAGGCUCCCUGAACAGUCCUGUUCAUGUGUGUAGGUGGUUCUGUUGUGUUAAGAAAGCAUUCAUUAUGUCCGGAGUGUCUUUUUACUCAUCUGAUACAGGUAAUUAAAAGAACUCAGAUUCUUGAAGCCACCGUUUUCAUAUUGUAAUGUUAGGUGUUCUCAGAGGGGAGGUACCUUUGUCUAAUCAACGUUUCCACUUAGAUCUUUUAUUUUUAAUAAGCAGGCCCAUAAAAAUUGUUGACAAGAAUUAAUGAAAUUAUUAAAGGCAACAAUUUAGAAGAAAAAGUGCCUUUCACUUUCGAUUGCUUUUGUAGCACGUCCAUUGUGAAAUAUUCCUUCCAGGCUACUCAAAGGAUAGCAAGAGAACAGGUAAAUGAUGCCUAAAGAACACCUUCCUUUUUCUAUGCCUUUUCUAAUCUUUCAAUUCUUUCUAUGGAGUAAAGGCUCAUCUGCCAAAUCUGCCCCCUGGGGAAACUCUUUCACUACUUUGUCAGUUAUAAGUGAAGAGCUUACUUGUUGCUUUUAUCUUUUGUAUAUUGGACUGAGAUGUAAUUACACUGUAUUAUAAAACUCUGUGAAUAGCCAGAACUGAGCUGGAUCUUUGCAACACCUGAUUCCUCUGCUCUGUGGAAAACUUUUUCUUACACAAGGAUCCACUGUGGACGGUUACUUUCAUCUGUUUAUUUAUUGCCCAUGCAGAGCUCUUAAGGUUUACAGGUGGGAGCUUGGGGCUGUAUAAAAAAAUAAUCCCUGCCCUGAGUUGACACCUGGCUUAGGAAGGAAGGGCUGACUAUGGGGCUGCAGUCUCUCUGAACCUCAGUUUCCUCAUUUGUGAAGUGAAGGGUUAGAUUUGAUGACCACCAAAGUUCAGCCCUUUUCACGAAAAGGAGAAAGCAGCUUUUGACUUUUUAAAAAACAUAUAACUACAGCUGGCAUCUAGUAUUGUCAUGUUGCUCUAGGUCCAUAUUCUGAAUUUAUUCAUUUCCAAUAGCCUAAUACAAAAAGUAUAUAUUGAGCACUUUCUUCCCUUUUCAGGUAAGUCUCUGAAUGCAGCCCAGGGCCAAAGGAAUUUUGAUGACACAGUAGUACCUAUGUUUUAAGCUAUAUUUUUAAUUUAGAAAAAUGGAUACCAAAUUCAAACCGACUCAUCAGAGGUAAGAUUUGGAAUCAGACCUUUCCAAAAGGUCAUCUGAGGUAAGGCUAAGACCGCACUUCCUCUGCUGGGGGUGAGCUGGCAGACACACCAAACAGUGCCUUGGCAGCAGCUCACAGUGCAGGAAGCCCAGGUGAUCACUCUUCUGCUGGGCCCAGGCUGCACCCUGAGGACUCAGUAACUCACUCUCAACAGAAUAUUCUGUGCAGGCUCUCCAGGCUCUGGGCGUCAGGGUGCAAGGGGCAGCUUGAACUGUACGGUCCGUCCUGCACUCACCCGAUGCAGACCUUGACUUUGAUGUUGAAAUGAACACACUUGUUUUACCCAAGUCUGGUGGAACAAAUGCCCAAUCAUGUGACCUUAAAGUGUACUGCAAAGCUGUAGCUUUAAGUAAUUGCUGUUCUGCCACUGCUUACUCUGAAAUCUACCAUCAAAGAAAGAUAGAGAAAAGGGGCUGAGCCUUGGAAUAUAUGGUUAUAAGCAGAUCUUUCUUUGGUCAGAGACCAGGGUUUGAGCCAAGGCUGUAAAUGUGAACAAUAGCUGUGCAAAGCCUUUUAACCUGACUUCUUCAUUUUGUAAAUUAUUAUGCAUUAAGUAGCAGCCCAAUAAUCUGAUUUCUAGUUUUAUUUUCAAAGUAAGUAGCUUCUUUUGGGAAAAACCUAAGUUAAACUAGUAGUUUUGCCAUAAUAACUGCUGAUUUAUGUAUUUGCUAAAGGUACUUUUGUAUCUGCUGUGUAUUAUAGCAAUAAAAUAAUCAUUUUGUUAGAAAAAAA